ACAAAGUAGAGAUUCUAGAGAGAGAGAAUCGUUGGGACCACGAUGGCUGCUGCGCGACUGGCAGCUGUGCCUGCAGUUGAUAUCGACCCCAGUGGCGUAUUUAAAUACGUACUUAUUAGAGUCCGUAGUACUGAGGAAGGCAACGACUCAAGUGUAGAUAUAGUUCGAGGUUAUUCUUGGGCAGAAUAUCACGCUGAUAUAUACGACCACGUUACAGCUGAGCUGGAGAAGGGAGGGGAUUUGGACUGCGAGUGUUUAGGAGGGGGUCGGAUCAAUCAUGACAGCCAAGCCAGGAAGAUCCAUGUUUAUGGUUACUCUGUGGGGUUUGGAAGGGCAGAGCACUCGAUUUCUACAGAGAAGCUGAAGUCUAAAUAUACAGACUAUGAGGUUACAUGGUCUAAUGAGGGAUACUGAUCGCGAUGGCAUGGCUGUCUGAGGCAAACACAGAGUACAUCUGAAAUGAAAUGACUUGCCCAUCUUUUCAGAUUGUAAAGCAGGGUUACAUGGAAGCGAGGUCUGGAGAACCCGGCAAGUCGAUUCUAAAUUUGACUGUUUCCCCUGUCAGGUUAACAUUUUUCUUAUCCAGCUUUAGACAUUAAUCCCCCACAGAUUUCAAAAUGUGUUAUUUAUUUGUCUAGUUUGUUAACAGCCUAGUAAAAGUAACAUAAGCCAGGGUCAGAGUUGACUUCUUGUAACAUUUUUUAUUUGAAUAAUCGUGUUAAGUUAAUACCAUCUUGAUAUGUUAUCAUUGGAUUUACAUUGUUUACAAAAGUCCAUUAUGGGACAAAUUGUUUAAACCAAUAAAAGAAAAUGUUCACUAGCUUGAA
Molecule: messenger RNA, 827 nt
Organism: Paramormyrops kingsleyae
Lineage: Eukaryota; Metazoa; Chordata; Actinopteri; Osteoglossiformes; Mormyridae
Gene: phpt1
Product: phosphohistidine phosphatase 1
Biological process (GO): peptidyl-histidine dephosphorylation
Cellular component (GO): cytosol
Molecular function (GO): protein histidine phosphatase activity
Source: RefSeq, a predicted model, not a curated record